Folsomia candida is the source of this 3992-nucleotide messenger RNA. RefSeq names its product hillarin (gene Hil). The record is from RefSeq and is a predicted model, not a curated record. Bases 999 to 3476 code for a protein of 825 amino acids. The transcript has 17 exons. NCBI's taxonomy places the organism in Eukaryota, Metazoa, Arthropoda, Collembola, Entomobryomorpha, Isotomidae.
GGUGCGAGGAGGUAUGUGUAGUGUACACGUAAAACUUGGCGUAUGCAAUUCAUCCAAUGUGCAGGUACCAGUGAAGAAGAUCAGCUCUUUACGAGUUUGAAUGUUCAAUUGAAUCUUCAUUCCUGUACCACGAACCAAACCACCAGCAGUGAUCUACAGGCUUAAAACUUGGUUCUUCGUCUUCAGAACAAGUCUCAUCAUCAUCAUCAUUGCAGAUACGAGAAAAAAAAGAGUUAAACUACUAAUUCUGCUGCUCACUCACUCACUACUCGAUCAUCAACCAUCCGAUCAAAAAUUAUACCGUUUGCCAUUGAUUGAGUAUAUAUAAAAAGCUACGUAGUGACGACGAACACGACGACGACGGUUUGUAAAUUUGGUGUCGAAUGCAAUUUGAAAAAUAUUGGAGGAGGAGGAGGAGGAAAUUCACCUACCGGCGAAUCUAAUCCGGAUUAAUGAUUAAUUAGUGGACCGAGAACUAAUUGUGCGCUUGUGGCUAAAAGUCAUUAACUUUUCAAACAAAGUGAGAGAGAAGUGAACCUAAUGAGGAUCUGGUUUAAGUUGGAGUGCAAAAAUUUAUACGUAAAUACUUUGAUGAAGUGAGAGGAAGCAAUUUGAUCCACAUGUACGUAACAUAAUGAGUUCGCAAUUAGUAUGAAUAUGAAGAGAAUCAUAUGAAAAUUAUGUGAAUUAUAAUGUGAUUACCAUCCCGUAAUUUAAUUUGAAAACGAAUUUGCCCCAUUAUUUUGAUUGAUUGACAGCAGACGAUAGAACAACAAUGGCACCUGGUUAGCAAGAUUGUGCUUGAAGAUUGGAUGGUGAAAGAAGACAAAGUUUGCUGUUUUUUUUUGAGGGGAUCAAUUUUUGUAUAUGAUAAAAUCAUCCCGAGUUUGUGAUGUGAUUGGUUUUUGUGUGAGUUAUGGUGUAAAUCACAAAUUUGGAGAGAAAAGUGAGAAAGAAAGUGAGAAUUGAGCAUGUUUGUGGAGUGAAAGUAGGGAGAAAUGUAUCGUGGAAGUGGAGAACAUGCUUGUCUCCGGUGCAAAGAGACGGUAUAUCCGGUCGACAGGGUGGGACCCUUAAAGGAUUUCUCCUUCUUCCACUCUGGCUGUUUUAAAUGUUGCGUUUGUGGAAGUCGACUCAGCCUCCGGACAUACUACCACUCGCAACAUGACCAAGAGGACAAGGAAGUUUACUGCAUUUCACACGUACCAAAACCUGGUCCUGGGCAUUUGGACGGUAGUGCGGUAGGGAUCAGGUCGGCACUAAAUGUCCCGAAAUCUACGACUUUUGUCAAUGAGCAGAUUCGCGCAUCCGGUAAGGGAACCUUGGACCUGGAAAGUUUGCAUAUUCGGUCAAACAGCAGGGGGGAAAAUGGUUCACCAGCCUUUGACGGGGCAGGUCCCACAAGUCAGGCGAACGUCACUAACAAGGGUACACCUGGUCAUAAUUAUGGAAGAUUUGAUGCUUCAGCCCUACACAUUGCGCAUGCGCUAAGGGCCACUCAGAUUCAAAAGGCGUACAAGAAGGAGAAACCACUUCAUACUUAUCUUCCCAAAGAGGAACAAACCGAGUUGGAAAUGAAGUUCCGGAAAGAGGAAGACAUAUUGUACCGGAAGUUUGAGAAAGCGAGGAAAGAAGAGGAAGCUCGUAUUCAUGCCGAAUUCAGAGAAGAAUGGGAACGAGAACUAGACAAGUUGGCCUCUAAAUUCGAGUCAUUACGAGCCCAAGAAGAUCCCCAUACGAUAAAUAAACUCAGGGCGAGAGAAAGGGACGAGUUGGAACGCCACAUGACCAUUCGAAGGGACAAAAAGAGAGAACAAAUUACGAGAAAGUUGCUGGAACAUGAACGAGCUGCAACUGCCGCCUUGGUCGAAAAACAGAGCAAGGAAAUGCUCCACUUAAUCAACGAGAGAAAGCGAGAAUGGUUUGCUCGUGGGGGCGGAAGUGACGACGAGGAAGGACUUUCCUCCGAACUGGAAUCGUUCCCAUAUCCACAAAAUCCACCCCCACCUUCUCCCCCAGCCACGAGGAAGACGCAUAUUUACACUGACCCCGUCGAAUUCACAGAUAUUGACCAAAUUGCCAUAUCCGUGGCACAAGAAGACCAGAAAACAUUUACCGACCUCGUCCGAAAACUCGUUUCUCGUUGUGGCACGGACGUAGAAAAGGCGAGAACGAUCUUCCGCUGGAUUACUGUCAAAAACUUGAACGCCAUGGACUUUAGUGAAGAUGUCCGCACCGACACGCCCAUGGGACUCCUGAGAGGCAUUAAACAAGGAACUGAAAGUUACCACGUCCUUUUUAAGCGUCUCUGCUCCUACGCCGGCCUUCACUGCGUGGUCAUUAAAGGGCUCAGCAAAUCUGCGGGGUAUCAGCCGGGGGUAAAAUUUACAGAUUCGCGUUUCAGAAAUUCCUGGAAUGCCGUCUACGUCGCGGGAGGGUGGCGUUUCGUCCAGUGCAAUUGGGGUGCGAGGCAUUUAGUAAAUGCGAAGGAGAGGGCGUCCAAAUCCGACUCGUUAAGAUAUGAAUAUGACGAUCACUACUUUUUAACCGAUCCGAAAGAGUUUAUUUUCGAAUUUUUCCCCACAACGACGGAAUGGCAGCUGCUCAAGAGGCCCAUCACUCUGGCAGAGUUUGAAGAGCUCCCGUUCGUUCGGAGUCUAUUUUUCCGAUAUGGACUUUACUUUCCUCAAGGGCAGAGUUGUGAUGGCGUUACCAACAGUCAUGGAGAUGUCAUUUCGCAUUGUAAAGCGGUCAUGACCACGGAUCAAUCUGGUGCUGCAACUGUUCGAAUCGGGAUGCCCCCACAAAUGGAAGGCUGCCUCAUAUUCCACUACAACUUAAAAUCAUACGAUAACGAGUCCGACACUUUUGAUGGCGUCAGUCUAAAGAGAUUCGUGAUGCAGAGUGUGACUCCUCCAGUCGUGUCAUUCCGUACGCACGCCCCCGCCUCUGGUGCCUUUCUCCUUGACGUCUUUGCCAACGCGGUAACACCGCGAGAAUAUCUUACCGGAGAACCGAUGAAGUUCAAGUCCGUUUGCAAGGUUAAGAUUGAAUGCGGCACUUUAUCGACAGUGAUGGUACCCUUACCCGACUGCGCGUCUGGAGAAUGGGGACCUGCCAAGGCCAAUCGUCUCUUUGGCCUUAUCCCCUUAACGCAUCCUGACCCCUUGAUAUUUUCUGGUCGUGAGGUGGCCAUCGACUUUUCAAUGUCUCGUCCCCUCACCGAUUUCAUGGCCACGCUUCACAAAAAUGGGACGGACGAGAAAAAAUUAGCCAAGUUUAUCAGUCAAUCCGUCCGAAAUAGUGAGGUCUCGUUCUCCAUCCAAUUUCCAGAAGAGGGUCAAUACGGUCUGGACAUUUACACGAGAGAAAUUGACACCGCAGAUGUCCCCACGACCUCCAAUGGGAAACAACUCUUGACCCAUUGUUGCAAAUAUCUUAUCAACUCGUCGAAAAGAAAUGCGACGCCUCCAUAAAUAAAUAAGAAAAUUAAUAACAUUUUCUUAUAACGACACAAUUUAAUACGACCCGACAACAAAUGCAUGAACGAGCACCAUUGUUAAAAUUACACUGUAAUUAUUAAUUGAGUUUGUAAACUAAAUAUUAUGCUACUUAUUACAUAAAUUGUUCAUUUUUUGUGGUUUGUUGCUAUUUAAUUAAAAUUAUUAAACUACUGAUGGAUAAGGAGGGAAAGUGCUGGUUUGAUGUAAAGUGAAAGUAUGUAUACUUAUCUAAGAAAAUGCACAGUCUUUGCCACAAAAGUAAUUAAAUAUCAAUGAAUUCGUGUUAACAAGAAUUUUUUUUAGUCCAGUCCAAUUUAUUCACUCAGAAAAAAAGUCACAAUAUAUUUUAAAAUUACUUAUCAACUGUAAAAACAUAAUUUAACAAAUGAUGCAGCAGCAAUAUUGACAAUCAUAGCAAUUUCAUGUGUGGUUAACGUAACUUCUGACAAACUUGUGAAAUAAAAGAGAAUUUAAUUAUUGAAAGAAAGA